Tetranychus urticae (two-spotted spider mite) is the source of this 1507-nucleotide messenger RNA. Its product is annotated as peptidylglycine alpha-hydroxylating monooxygenase. Gene Ontology annotation, cellular component: extracellular region. Gene Ontology annotation, molecular function: copper ion binding; oxidoreductase activity, acting on paired donors, with incorporation or reduction of molecular oxygen, reduced ascorbate as one donor, and incorporation of one atom of oxygen. NCBI's taxonomy places the organism in Eukaryota, Metazoa, Arthropoda, Arachnida, Trombidiformes, Tetranychidae. The record is from RefSeq and is a predicted model, not a curated record.
UGUUACUCACAAGUUCUGAACGUUCAGCAAUAUACAUCACGUUGAACGCUUUAAUUCAGUAUUUAAAAUGUUUUCAGCUGUUAACGUCGGAUAUUUGUUCAACAUUUAGAUCUACAAAAAUCAAGUCAACAAAAUGUUUCUUCCUGUUAUUUUUAAAUUAAAUUCGUCUCAAUUAGUUUAGCUAUAAAAUAUUAAAUAUUUAAGAUGUAUCUUUUUAAUGGUAACAAUUUGUGUUCAAAUAAUCAUCAUGAUCUGGCAAUGAAGAAAAUAUUAACAUUAGCAAUUAUUUUCUUGUCUUUUGCUGUUCCUUUUGCUCAAUCAACUAAUAUGAACUUGAAACACUUUCCAAUGUUGAUGCCUCAAGUUCAACCCAAUACGAAAGACUCGUAUCUAUGUACAGCAUUCCGAAUGCCUCGGUAUAGAACUGAAUACAUAGUUGAAUUCAUUCCAAACGCAACAAUGGAAACAGCUCAUCAUAUUAUCAUUUAUGGCUGCAAAGUCCCAGGAUAUCAUGUACGAGACAGUCCUAGAGCUGUUUGGGAAUGCGGUGAAAUGUCUGGCGUUGUUGGUCCAGAUUCACCUUACCUUCGAGCACCAGUCUGUACAGGAACCUAUUCAAUCAUUUAUGCUUGGGCAAUGGACGCCCCAAGUCUAGUCUUACCAGAUAAAGUAGGUUUCAAAGUGGGUAAAGGCACAGAUAUAGCAUUUCUAGUCCUUCAAGUUCACUAUGCUAAAGUUGAUCGAUUCCUCAAAGGUGACCGUGAUCAAUCAGGAAUCAUACUUUCAAUAACCCCAGACUCAGCCAACAGAGUUAACAAAAGAGCCGGUGUACUUCUAUUAGGAACCCAGGGUUCUAUUCCUGCUAAAUCAAUUGAACACAUGGAAACUUCUUGUAAAAUUAGUCAACCUAUUUUGAUGCAUCCAUUUGCUUUCCGUACACAUACCCAUAAGCUGGGUAAGUUGGUUACAGGAUGGCUUAUUGAAGAUGGAAAGUGGAAGUUACUUGGAAAACGCGAUCCUCAAAAACCUCAGAUGUUUUAUCCCAUAAAUAAUGAAUCUCUGAUAAUAAAAGAAAAUGAUGUUUUAGCAGCUCGGUGUACAAUGGAUAACUAUUUAUCUCAUCCAGUUUCAGUUGGACCAACUGGUGAUGAUGAGAUGUGUAAUUUUUAUAUAAUGUUCUGGGUUGAUGGUGAUGAUGAAUUGGAUGAAAAAUACUGCUUCUCAUCCGGACCUCCCACUUAUUACUGGAAAAAUGAUCCAUUGAUCGGACAAGUUCCCGAUGAUAUCGACAGGGAAGCAAGUAAUUACAUUCAAUAAGAAGCAGAUUUGGUUUACUGUAGCGUUAUGUUUUAAUUUACUCAUGCAUACAAAAGUUGAUCUUUCCUCAUUAUUUUAUCAUUGAAAAAUGGUUAUCCUGAUGUCAGCUUCAAUCUUUUAUUUAAUCCGAUCAGCCAUGUUGCCUGUUUUAAACAAUUAAAUUCAUCAAUAAACUUAACCCUUCAACCAA